AUGGACACGACAUAUAGCAGUAACGCAGAUCGCCUGGAAUACUUGUACCUGAACUUAGUGGGCCAAGUGGUUCAGGUUCGUCUGGUAGACGGUUCGUCUUUGGAGGGCAUUUUUGUCUCACGCACAGAUGUCGACGCGGACACGGAGGCGGGUAUUCUUCUCUGCUGCACUCGCUGUCUCCCCUCUUUGAAGCACAAGCCGCUGGACCCCUCAUGCCUGGAGUUAUUGGAAGACACAAUUAUUCCCUACCGGGACGUAGUGAUGAUGGAGGUGCAAAACGCAAAGAUCCGAACAGAGGCGCCUGGCAGAACGGACACCGUUCGCAGUGAUUACUCCAUGAACAAAAUUGACUGGGCGGAUGAGGGUGCGAAUGAGCUUCUGGACAGUGAGCAACAUCAAACCGGUGCGUGGGAUCAGUUUGAGGCAAACGAGAAGAACUUUGGGGUAAAGACGACAUACAAGGAAGAGCUCUACACUACCCGGCUGGAUCACAGUAAGAUCACGGAGGAACAGAGGGCACAUGCCGAUCGUGUGGCUCGUGAAAUUGAGGUGUCCGCAACGCGUGGUAUUGCCCACCGAAUGGAGCGUGAGGAAUUCUUGAAGGAUGAUGGAGGCAUGGAUGAGGGCACGCUUUACUCCGAUGUGCAGCGUCCGCAGGAAAAGAAGAAGACAUACGUGCCCCCUCCCGUUGCCGCCGCACGUAAGGCGGCUGGGGAAAUGCAAACGGCCGCCCCUGCCGCGGCUCCCGUGGCAACACCUGCCGCUGCCACUGCCGCAGCUGCAGCAAUGGCGGUAGAUGAUAACACGAUGCGUCACCGAAGGAUGGAAGAGGAGAAAAUUCCCAUGCCACACGAUAAUCACCUACGAUCCCCGGGAUUUAACCCCGCGGCGGUACCUUACACACCCAUGAAGACCGGAGCCGCCUCGGCACCCGUGCUUGAUUUCAUGACGUUAUUGGCCGAUACGAUAAUGAGCAACGAGCAGUGCUAUGAGUCCCUCCCCAACUGGCCCGGUACGUGCAUGUACUACGACCAAGACGAUUCAUCCUAUUCGCAGCAAAACUACGAGAAUGCCGUCGUUCCACCGAGUAUGGGGGCGGCACCGCAGAUGUACGUGACUCCACAACAGGGUUUACCAAGUCAUCAUAGAGCAUAUCAAGGUGGUGGGGGAAGAAUGAACCCGAACCAGCAGGUGCCAAUGCACCACAUGCAUGCCCAGUCAUUUCACCAGCAGCAUCAACAUCAGCAACAUCAGCACCAACAACAACAACCGCAGCAGCAGCCAUUCCAUGUUUAUGGCAAUUACAUGCCGCAGCAUCAACACAAUGCGCCGAUGCAAGAAUACCCACCAAAUAAGGGAGCCCCACCGGGUCCUAUGCGUAACAACAUGCGGCAGCCAAAGAGCAGCAGCGCCUCCCGUGUAGAACCACAGCAACCGGUUACCGCCAACACUUCUGUUGCCCCUCCACCCGUGCCAACGGUGGAUAGCGCACCAACCCCCACGCCAGAGGUGAAGCACGCACCGAAGCUACAGCGUGGUCGAGGUGGGACAGCACCACAACGUGGCGGUGACGGUGACGGUGCGGGGGACGCGGCAGGCGGUAACCCCGGUGCUGCGAAUCCUCCCGCUGGCCCAAAAAAGCGAAGUGGAAAGUAG
Trypanosoma cruzi is the source of this 1656-nucleotide messenger RNA. RefSeq lists its product as uncharacterized. Gene Ontology annotation, biological process: cytoplasmic stress granule assembly. Gene Ontology annotation, cellular component: cytoplasmic stress granule. Bases 1 to 1656 code for a protein of 551 amino acids. The transcript has a single exon. Gene Ontology annotation, molecular function: RNA binding. The record is from RefSeq and is a predicted model, not a curated record. NCBI's taxonomy places the organism in Eukaryota, Euglenozoa, Kinetoplastea, Trypanosomatida, Trypanosomatidae.